Messenger RNA from Erinaceus europaeus (western European hedgehog), 1562 nucleotides. RefSeq names its product CBY1 interacting BAR domain containing 2 (gene CIBAR2). The coding region runs from base 270 to 1376 and encodes 368 amino acids. Gene Ontology annotation, cellular component: ciliary basal body; ciliary transition zone. The transcript is spliced from 9 exons. Lineage: Eukaryota; Metazoa; Chordata; Mammalia; Eulipotyphla; Erinaceidae. The record is from RefSeq and is a predicted model, not a curated record. Gene Ontology annotation, biological process: cilium assembly.
GCAGGAGCCAGAGCUGAGCCUCAGACUGGUGACCCUGAUUCCAAUCCCCACCCCCCUUCUAGGGAACCCCAGCACUGCCUGCCUUCACAAUAGCACUAUCUUCAUAAGGGGUGGGGGCACUGGGGCUCUUGGGACCUCGGGAGCCCUCCAAGGCCUGGAGGCCCUGUCAGCCUGCUGUGCUGGGUGGGGAAUGGUUGCCAGGCAACCAGCUGAGGCUCCUCCCUGAGGCUCCUCCCCAGGGCUGCAGGCCAGAGGCCUCCUCCUGUUGCAUGGCAACCAGACAGCAGCGUCCCCUGGAGUCCCAAAAGCACAGCUGUGUCUGCCCUGCAGCUUCUUCUGGGUCUGUGGGACCCCUGGGGCUCAGCCCUUAUUUCUUAAGAAUAGGACAGCUGCACCUGCUCACAAUGAACAUUGUUCUCGACAGAGACAGCCAGGCAAGGGUGAUGGAGAACACGGUGGCCAAUGCCGAGAAGUACUUCGGCCAGUUCUGCUCCAUGCUGGCCUCCUACACCCGCAAGACAGCGAGGCUGCGGGACCGGGCAGACCAGCUGGUCAGGCAGCUGCUGGACUUUGCCAACACUGAAAACCCCGAGAUGCGGGCCACCAUGAAGAACUUUGCAGAGGACCUGGCCAAGGUGCAGGACUACCGGCAGGCCCAGGUGGAGAGGCUAGAGAUGAAGGUCAUCACCCCCCUGAAACUCUAUGGAGCGCACAUCAAGCAGACACGGGCAGAGAUCAAGAAAUUCAAACAUGCCCAGAAUCAUGAGAUCAAACAACUGGAGAAGCUGGAGAAACUGAGGCAAAAAUCACCCUCUGACAGGCAAAUGAUUUCCCAGGCGGAGACCAGUGUGCAGAGGGCCUCCGUGGACGCCAGCCGCACCACUCGCCAGCUGGAGGAGACCGUGGAUGCCUUCCAGAAGCAGAAGCUGAAGGACCUGCAGAGAAUCUUCUCAGACUUCGUCACCAUUGAGCUGGUGUUCCAUGCCAAAGCAGUGGAGGUGUAUUCCAGUGCCUUCCAGACGCUGGAGAGCUAUGACCUGGACAGAGACCUGGAGGAUUUUAGAGCCAAGACUCGGGGCCUUUAUGGACAUCACACCACUGCCCAUCCACCCUUGGAGACCGCUCCACCCACAGCCGGCUUGGCCUCAGCUGCCCCCUGGUUUUUUGUCAGCCAGAGUGCCCAGGGAACUGUGCAGAGCCAGAAGAAAGAAGAGGUGACGAGUGAGGACAGCUCUGCUGAAGAGGACCCAGUGGAGGAGAUAAGGAGGCCGGGACCCAAACAGAGCCAGAGGAAAGACUCAGCAAGUGACGACAGCUCCACUGUGGAGGACCCCAUGGAGGAGCUAAGGGGACAGGGGCGGGGAGCCCGUCACUAGAUUCAGAGCCUGCAGUCAGAGAAGCAGGGCUGAUACAGGAGUGGGGUAUCUCCAACCAGUGGCCCAGCUCUCAGCCUCAGUUUCUUCACCCAGAAGUCAGGGAUGCCUCUCAACCCGUGGGCACACUGGGGUCAGGUGCCUGGCGUGUAACGGGUGCUCAAUAAAGACACAACCUCUUGGCCCAAA